Molecule: messenger RNA, 2740 nt
Organism: Lactuca virosa
Lineage: Eukaryota; Viridiplantae; Streptophyta; Magnoliopsida; Asterales; Asteraceae
Source: the annotation of a GenBank genome assembly
AACUAAAACCAAUUAGUCCAAAGUGCCAUAAUUUGGUAAAAACUGGGGAUGUGAUUUAACUCAAAAGGCGAGUACAACUCCUCAUUUAAAGAGGGAGCAAAAAAGCAGAUUGUCAGCAUUGGCGUGCAUAUCAUAGCAGAUUGGGCUCUCGGGGUCUUCAUCCUAAUCACUACAACCCCCUCUCUCAAUCUCAAUCUCUGCAAAAUACAACUCAAAAUGAUUUCACCCAACACAACAUAAAAUCAAAACAAAAAGAUUACAACUUGAAAGCAGUAUUUCAUCUUUUCUUUAGUGGUCCUUUUCCUCAAGAUUAGGGUUUUGAGAUUAAAGGAAAAAAAGAAAGAAAAAGGGUAAAGAUUCUGAAGAAAGAAAGAGUAGUGACUCUCUGGGAUUCUUUACGAAACUGGAACUUGCUUCAAUCGGCUAUCGUGUUCUUCACCUUUUUCUCUCUACGGAUCCACAUAUAUGAAAUAUUGUAAUGUAAAAGAUGCUGUUUUGUAAGUAUUUCGAGGGUUUCUCGAUCUUCAACGGUUCUAAGGUGUUGAAAUUUGGGGAUGUGGAUGAUCUUCACUUGCUUUGAGCUGAAAACAAGAUAAGCAAGUUUUGAAGAGAAGCUACACAAGAUGAAGUUCAUGAAACUUGGAUCCAAACCCGAUUCGUUUCAGACUGACGACAACAAUAUUUGGUAUGUGGCUUCUGAAUUGGCAACCGAUAUUGUCAUCAAUAUAGGAGAUGCAAAGUUCUAUCUACAUAAGUUUCCUUUGUUAUCAAAAAGUGGUCGUUUACAGAAGCUAGUAGCAAGCACCAAUGGUGGCAUUGGGGACGAAAUCGUCAUUCAUGACAUUCCCGGUGGGCCCGCUGCAUUUGAAAUAUGUGCCAAGUUUUGUUAUGGCAUGACGGUAACCUUAAACGCCUACAAUGUUGUCACUGCUCGAUGUGCAGCCGAUUACCUCGAAAUGCAUGAAACAAUGGAGAAAGGAAACCUGAUUUACAAAAUCGAUGUGUUUUUAAACUCGAGUAUUUUCAGAAGCUGGAAAGAUUCAAUCAUAGUACUUCAAACAACCAAAUCAAUGAUGAUGUUGUCUGAAGAACUAAAGCUAGUGAGCCAUUGCAUUGAGUCAAUAGCUUCAAAGGUAUCGGUUGAUGUUUCAAAGGUUGAUUGGUCGUAUACUUAUAAUCGGAAGAAGCUUCCGGAAGAAAACGAUAACCGUAUGUUAACUGGAGGACUUAGGACAAUAACUGUCCCAACCGAUUGGUGGGUGGAGGAUCUUGCUGAGCUGGAACUCGAUUUGUACAAAAGGGUUCUUGUUCAUAUAAAAAACCGGGGUUUAGUACAUGAUGAAGUGAUUGGUGAAGCUUUAAAAGCUUUUGCUUCUAGAAGAUUACCAGGGUUUAACAAAGGGGUGAUACCCAGUGGUGAUUUGGUAAAAACUCGAUCCAUAGUCGACACGAUUGUAUGGCUUUUACCCUCUGAAAAAGGCGCAGUUUCUUGUGGUUUCCUGCUUAAACUGUUGAAAAUGGUGAUUUUGGUUGAUUCGGGUGAAAUGGUGAAGAUGGAUUUGGUUAAAAAGAUUGGUCAACAACUUGAGGAGGCUUCGGUUCAUGAUCUUUUGAUUCGGGCUAAAGAAGGUGGGAUUGAUUCCACCAUUUAUGAUGUGAAAACGGUUCAGAAAAUAGUUGAAGAGUUUAUGGUUCGUGAUCAAGAUCGAAAUGGGGAAUUUGAAGUAGAUGGAAAUGAGAUUCAAGAAGUGAGGAGGUCAACCGGAGGGAUAUUAUCAGAAGCUUCAAAAUUAAUGGUUGCUAAACUUGUUGAUUCUUACCUUGCUGAGGUGGCGAAGGACCCGAUUUUACCUUUAUCAAUGUUUGUCGAUCUUGCUGAAACAGUUUCGGUUUUUUCAAGACCAGCUCAUGAUGGUAUUUACCGCGCCAUUGAUAUGUAUCUCAAGGCGCACCCUGGGAUUAGUAAAAGUGAGAGGAAGAGAAUCUGCAGGUUGAUGGACUGCAAGAAACUUUCAGUGGAAGCAUGCAUGCACGCGGUUCAAAACGAGCGGCUGCCGCUGCGUGUGGUGGUGCAAGUUCUGUUUUUUGAACAGGUCCGGGCGGCAGCUUCCUCCGGGAGCAGCACACCGGACCUCCCGAAAGCAAUCAAAGAUCUGAACAGCACCUCCCAUGGGAGCUCAAGGUCAACCAACACCAACACAGAAGAAGAUUGGGAUGCAGUUGCUACAACUGAAGAACUUAAAGCUUUAAGGGGUGAGCUGGCAUCCCUGAGACUUGAAAGAAACGGUGGUGGACAUGCAAAGAGCCCUUUAGCUGACAGGAGUUCUGUUCAUAAGUUGAAAGGUUUGGUUGCAACUAAGAGGAUUUUGACUAAAAUAUGGUCGAGUAAAGGUGGUGGGACAGGAGAGAAUAGUGGGUCGGAUUCUUCUGGAAGUCUUGGGUCGGGUAACCGUGAUGAACAUGUGAAAAUUGUAUCCACUCCUUCGAGAAAAGGGCGGCAUUCGGUGUCUUGAUAAUUUGAUUUUUAUAAUGUUUUUGUUAAUGGGGGAUGAUAAAAGAAGGUAAGGUAGAGAUGAUGAAUUGAUGAUGGUGUAAGUGUUUUUUUUUAUGUUAGGAGAUAUCAUAAGUUGUAGUAGUAAACUAGUAAGAAACUAAGAAUCUCUGAAAAUGGUGGAUGUUUUGUGUUAGGGUGAAAAAAAAAAGUUUAUUUAGGGAUAUUGGGGUAAAAGAAGAAACCCUG